GUUGUUUUUAAUCGCUCAUUCUCGGAAGCACGAGGAAAAUGGCCCGCUCUGGUGCAGUGGUAGGCGUGCUGCUUGCUGCAGCAGCCUUUGGAAGCUGCUUCCUUGCUGGUGUGCCCACACAGCCACCCCGCGCACCAACGACCCCAAACCAUGUGGAUUCUCUGGGAGCAGCACCAACGCAGAGCGAGAGCCAGAGCUACUCUUGGGCUGCACCUCUCUUGAGCUUUGGUGCUGCUUUGGGUGUGAUCUUCGGCCUUGUGGCCGCCCAGCCUGCCAAGGCAAUCACUGCCGAGCAGUUCAGCCAGCUCACCUAUGCUCAGGUGAGGGGAUCUGGCUUGGCCAACCGUUGCCCUACCGUGGAAUCCAAUGGUACUGAGGUUCCUGUGAAGCCUGGUUCCAAGAUGAUCAACGUGUGCUUCGAGCCAAAGUCCUUCGCAGUGGAGAUUGACACUGACAAUGGCAAGGAGUUUGCCACCACCAAGUUGACCACUCGUCAGACCUACACCCUGGCCUUCAUUGAGGGCAACUUGGAUCCUAACCCAAUCACCUUCAAGGAACAGGAUGGCAUGGACUUCGCAGCCACUACUGUGAAGUUGCCAGAUGGUGAGUACGUCCCUUUCCUUUUCACCGUGAAGGAAUUGGUCGCCAAGGGUGAGGGCAGCUCUUUCAAGCCAGGCUUCACUUGGGGUGGUGAGUUCAGCGUGCCUUCCUACCGUACAGGAGGUUUCCUUGACCCCAAAGCCCGCGGCAUGAACUUGGGUUACGAUCAGGCUGUUGCACUGCCUGCAAUGCAGGCUGACGGCAAGAGCGGUCAGGAGGACAUCUUCAAGGAGACCAACAAGGUGUUCGACGUCGGAAGAGGUGCCAUCGAGAUGGAAGUGAACAAGGUGAACCAAGAGUUGGGCGAGAUUGGCGGUGUCUUUGUCUCCAAGCAACCUUCUGACACCGACAUGGGUGCCAAAGAGCCAAAGACAGUGCUGCUGAAGGGAAUCUUCUACGGUAAGGUGGUGAAUGCGUGA
Cladocopium goreaui is the source of this 1019-nucleotide messenger RNA. Lineage: Eukaryota; Dinophyceae; Suessiales; Symbiodiniaceae. The record is from the annotation of a GenBank genome assembly.